Molecule: messenger RNA, 1530 nt
Organism: Penicillium riverlandense
Lineage: Eukaryota; Fungi; Ascomycota; Eurotiomycetes; Eurotiales; Aspergillaceae
Product: alpha-amylase
Exons: 9
Coding region: 1-1530 (509 amino acids)
Biological process (GO): carbohydrate catabolic process
Molecular function (GO): calcium ion binding; alpha-amylase activity
Source: RefSeq, a predicted model, not a curated record
AUGUACUAUACAGCUGAUUGGGCACAGCGGAAUAUUGAUCACAGCAAGAUGGUUGGUUUGUGUUUUUCAAUUCUCAUAGGCUUCGUUGGCUCGGCCAUCGCCGCGAAUUCAGCGCAAUGGCGCCCACAGUCUAUUUAUUUCUUGCUCACGGAUCGAUUCGCGAGAACAGACAACUCCACUACUGCCAGCUGUGAUGUGAGCGCUAGGGAAUAUUGUGGAGGUUCCUGGCAGGGUAUUAUCAAUCAGCUUGAUUAUAUUCAAGGAAUGGGGUUUACUGCAAUUUGGAUCACUCCUGUUACCUACCAACUGCAAGGGGACACGGGUGAUGGGACGGCAUAUCAUGGCUACUGGCAGCAGGAUGCUUACGCUCUCAACUCUAACUAUGGUUCGGCCGAUGAUCUCAAAGCCUUAGCUUCGGCACUGCACGACCGCGGCAUGUAUCUCAUGGUCGACGUGGUGGCCAAUCACAUGGGCUAUGAUGGUGCUGGAAACACAGUUGAUUACAGCAUCUUCAACCCAUUUAACUCUCAGGGUUACUUCCACCCCUACUGUUUGAUCAGCAACGAUGACAACCAGACAAAUGUGGACGACUGUUGGCUCGGAGACACAACAGUUUCGUUGCCGGAUCUCAAUACUGACUCGAAAGUUGUUCAAAAUAUGUGGUAUACUUGGGUUCAUUCCCUCGUCUCUAACUAUUCCAUUGAUGGUCUCCGCGUCGACACUGUCAGAAAUGUCCAAAAGAGCUUCUGGCCGGGCUACAACAGAGCUGCUGGAGUCUACUGCGUGGGUGAAGUCUUUGACGGGGAUGUGGAUUACACUUGUCCUUAUCAGGAGGUCAUAGAUGGCGUACUCGAUUACCCCAUGUACUACCCGCUCCUCCGAGCCUUCGACUCUACUAGCGGAAGCAUCAGUGACCUCUACAACAUGAUCAACUCGGUGAGAACGACAUGCUCUGACUCUACCUUGCUGGGAACAUUCGUGGAAAAUCACGACAAUCCCCGCUUUGCCUCAUACACAGAAGACAUGUCUCUUGCCAAGAACGCGGCCACUUUCACAAUAAUGUCAGAUGGCAUCCCCAUUAUUUAUGCAGGCCAGGAACAACAUUACAAUGGGGGAAAUGACCCCUAUAACAGGGAAGCUACCUGGCUGUCGGGCUACAAUACAAGCAGCGUGCUCUACAAGCUUAUAGCCCAGACAAACGCUAUCCGCUCGCAUGCCAUCACCAAGGACUCCCGGUACAUUACUUCCAAGAAUUAUCCAAUCUAUCAAGAUGAGAACACCCUCGCUAUGCACAAGGGAAGCAACGGCACCCAGACAAUUACAGUCCUGUCUAACCUUGGCGAGAGUGGAAGCACAUAUACGCUCUCGCUUGCUAACACGGGCUUUACAUCGGGCAUGGCUCUGACAGAGAUCUUCACUUGCGCAAACGUAACGGUCGAUGCGAGCGGAGAUGCGCCUGUUCCUAUGGCUAGUGGAGAGCCGCGAAUAUUGUAUCCGAGCUCGAAGCUUGCGAGUUCAGGCAUUUGUUAG